Conger conger (European conger) is the source of this 4571-nucleotide messenger RNA. Its product is annotated as alpha-2-macroglobulin-like. The coding region runs from base 92 to 4441 and encodes 1449 amino acids. NCBI's taxonomy places the organism in Eukaryota, Metazoa, Chordata, Actinopteri, Anguilliformes, Congridae. Gene Ontology annotation, cellular component: extracellular region. The record is from RefSeq and is a predicted model, not a curated record. The transcript has 36 exons. Gene Ontology annotation, molecular function: endopeptidase inhibitor activity.
UCCUCAAUGGCUCAUCUGACAAAGAGGCAUAUGUGAGACACACAGAGUGUCUGCGUAUUGGUAGAUUUUUUUCCGAUCUGAUCUCGUCAGUAUGCUGGGGCUGCUGCUAAUUGCCUGCAUGCUGCUGCAGGCUGCAGACUCCAGAUACCCAGAUGAACCAAUUUAUCUUGUGACAGUGGCCUCCCAGAUAACAGGGGGCAGUACAGAGACAGUCUGUGCCCACAUUCUUCUUCAGAAUGGACCGCUCUCUUUUACACUUACCCUGGAAAUAGGUCCCAGUAAUACUACUCUCUUGGAGGAAUUCAUUAUGACAGAGUUCCAUCGCUGUUUACAUUUCCAGGUUCCUUCUGUUGUCACUAAUACCGUGGCAACCAUUGAUGCCUCCCUCAAGGGGGAAAAAACAUCUUUGAGCAAGAAGACCAAAAUCUGGAUCAAACCAAGCUCCUCUUUCACUAUCAUACAGACAGACAAGCCCAUCUACAAACCAGGACAGACCAUCAAGUUCCGUAUUGUCUCCCUGGAUUCUAGCUUCUUGCCUCAUGAGGAAGUGUUCCAGGCUAUUGAGUUGCAGGACCCUAAGUCAAAUCGUAUUGCCCAGUGGUUGAACCAAUCAAUCACCACUGGAAUUCUGGACCUGUCCCACCCCACAACGCCUGAGGCCAAGCAAGGCAACUACAUCAUCUCAGCCAGGACAAAGAGGGACGCUAUCACCACCCAGACAUUUGAGAUCAUAGAAUAUGUCCUGCCAAAGUUUGAGGUUACCGUCCUCUUCCCUGAUGUCAUAUUUGCCCAAGACAAAAACGCAACAAUAAAGAUUUGUGGGAAGUACACCUAUGGGAAGCCUGUCCUGGGUUCUGUUAAGGCCACAGUGUGCAUCAAUUCUCACUCAAGGUGGUAUCGGCGUGCUCAGUCUCUUCAAUGCAUGGACGUGUCUCCUGCGAGGACUGACAAGACUGGAUGUGCAAUAAUCUUUCUCAGUGUGACAUACGAGGUUCACCUUUCCCCAAAUACUCAAUAUAACCUUGGUGUGCUUGGCAAGCUGGAGGAAGAUGGAACAGGUGUUGUUUUGACAGGCUCUGGCAGUAAAAACAUAAUCACAGGAGAAAUUGAUAUUGAGUUUCAAGACACUCCAUCAUCUUUCAAGCCAGGAAUGAACUAUGAGGGAAAGAUCAUUGUGAAAGGUUUCUCUUCCUCUAUUGCCAACAAGCCCAUCUUCCUCCAUGGACCGAAGGGGGCUACAUGGACAUUGACCACUGACAGUGAGGGUGUGGCCCACUUCUCACUGGACACCAGUGGUUGGUUGGAAGAAAGGGCCCGCCUAAUUGCGAGUUGUAAUGAAGAGUCAACACAGAUACACAGCACAUGCUCAGCAAACCAUGUAGCCACAAUAUUUUAUUCGAAGAGCAAGAGCUUCCUGAGUAUCAAGCAUGCAAAAGAAUCACUUCUUUGUGAUCAGGACAACCAAGUCCUGGUGCGUUACAUCAUCCAAGGGGAGGAGCUUAAGGAUAAGAAAACUCUUGGCUUUUUCUACUUGGUUUUGUCCAAAGGGAGCAUUGUGCAGCACGGGCGUUCUGAAGUAAUGCUGAAUGAAGGAGAAGUUCAGAGAGGGGAGUUUUCUUUCUCCCUGAAGCAGACAGGAGAUCUGGCCCCUUAUGCCCAGGUGGUGGUGUACACAGUGCUGCCUGAUGGAGAGGUUGUGGCAGACAGCUUCGACUUUCCCAUCCAGUUGUGCUUCAAGAACAAGGUGUCUCUCCAGUUCUCCUCUACCCAGGAGCUCCCCGGAGGGAAGGUGUUUUUGGAGCUGCAGGCCCAGCCGGGGUCACUGUGCUCCCUGAGGGCCAUCGACCAGAGUGUCCUUCUCAUGAGACCAGGCAAGGAGCUGAGUGCACAGGAGGUGUAUGAGAAGUUGCCUGUCAAGAAGUUGCUUGGCUAUCCACGUAUUCUCCAGGACAGGGAUCCCUCUCCCUGCCUUUCCCUUACACUAGGGCACCCACAUAGGUUCUACCACCCACAUAGGUUCAGCCAUCGACGGGAAAGGCAUGCAACGGAUCUCUACGGCAUCUUUGAGGCAGUUGGUGUUAAAGCCCUGACCAACUCAGGCAUGAAAAAACCUGUUCCCUGCUUUUCCAUGGAGCUGGGGCGACGCACUAUGGGUUCAAAAGAAAAUUUGAUUCGAAGCGGAGGUUUUCCGAGGCCAUCUGUUCAUGCUAAACGCAUAAGGGUAAGUGGAGGUGGUCCCGGAGUGGCAAUUGAACCCAAGGAAACCAUUCGCACGUUCUUUCCAGAGACCUGGAUUUGGGACCUGGUACCAGUAGGAGAUUCAGGCAGAGUAACAGUGGAGCAGACCAUCCCGGACACUAUUACCAAAUGGGCAGCAAGUGGAUUCUGCAACUCUCCCGCAGGAUUCGGGCUGGCCACCAACACAAUCCUCACGGCCUUCCAGCCCUUCUUUGUGAGCCUGACGCUGCCAUACUCUGUCAUCCGUGAAGAGAUGUUCCCACUGAAGGCCACAGUCUUCAACUACCUCUCCAAGUGCAUCAUGGUGCAUGUCAGCCUGAGAGAGUCGGCACAGUUCACAAGCCAGCCGUGCGAUGGCUGCCAGUAUAAGCGAUGUCUCUGUGGUGAGGAGAGUGAGACCUUCACCUGGAUCGUCACCGCCACCACUUUGGGUCGGGUGAACAUUACAGUAAGUGCAGAGGCCCUGAACACUGAGGAGCUAUGUGGCAAUCAGGUGGUCACCGUGCCAGAGAGCGGACAAAUCGACACUGUUGUCCGUACACUGCUUGUGGAGCCUGAGGGCACUGAACAGACCAUCAGUCACAAUGCACUGCUGUGUCCUCAAGAGGGAGCUGUGGAGAAGGAUGUUUCUCUGGAGCUGCCAGAAGUUUUUGUGGAGGGUUCUGCCAAAGCCUUUCUUUCCAUCCUGGGCGAUCUGAUGGGCCGUGCCAUGAAGAAUCUGGACAGCCUGUUGGCUAUGCCAUAUGGCUGUGGAGAGCAGAACAUGCUGCGUUUUGCCCCCAACAUCUAUAUCCUUAGGUACCUGGAAACCACAGGACAGCUGACAUCGAAGAUCAAGAACAAGGCCAUUACCUUCCUGGAGAGUGGAUAUCAGCGGGAGCUGAACUACAAGCAUAAUGAUGGCUCCUACAGUGCCUUUGGAGAACGUGACUCUUCAGGGAACACCUGGCUCACUGCAUUUGUGAUGAAGUCUUUUGGAGGCGCAACGCGAUACAUCUUCAUUGACCCAAAAUACAUUACCAGUGCCAAGGUAUGGCUCAGCCAACAGCAACAAGAAGAUGGCUGCAUAAAGUCUGUGGGGAAGCUCUUUAGCAAUGGAAUGAAGGGUGGAGUCAGUGAUGAGGUGAUGUUGACAGCCUAUGUUACCGCAGCACUCCUUGAGCUGGGCACUAACAGCACUGAUCCCAUGGUGCACAGGAGCCUGUCAUGUCUGAGACUGGCCUCAGAUCAGAUCAACAACAUUUAUGCCACUGCCCUGCUCUCCUACACCUUCACCCUGGCCGGGGACAUUGUAAUGAGGACUCGUCUCAUUGGCCGUUUGGGCGAAGUGGCCAUUAUCACAGACAAAGGCCGUCACUGGGAGCGUGCUGGGGCUUCUGGAAAAGGCUCUCUAGCAGUGGAGAUGACCUCCUACGUGCUCCUAGCACUCCUCUCUGGACCUCCCCUUGCUGACUUUGACUUGAGCUACUCCAGCUCUGUUGUUCGCUGGCUGGCAGACCAGCAGAACCCCUACGGCGGGUUCUCCUCCACACAGGAUACAGUGGUGGCCCUGCAGGCUCUGACGCUGUAUGCUGCUGCCACCUACAGUAAGGGAGGUGCCAGCACAGUGAUGGUGACCUCUACAGGUGGAUAUAAAAGGCAGUUCCGUGUGGAUGAGCACAAUAGACUGCUCUACCAGCAGGAGCAGCUGCAGGAGGUGCCUGGAGUCUACAGUAUUAAGGCCGAGGGCGAGGCUUGUGCAUUUGCUCAGAUCUCACUGCAGUACAAUAUCCCCCCUCCUCCAGACUUCUCCUCCUUCACCAUCAACGCCAGCGCAUCAGGGGUCUGCAACAGUACAAAGAAAACAUCUCUCAAAGUUGAUAUACUUGUCAGGUACAAUGGUGGGCGGGAGGAAACUAACAUGGUGAUCAUCAGCAUCCGUCUUCUGUCAGGAUUCCUCCUGGAUAAAAGCUCACUCACACAGCUGAAAGCUAGUCCCACUGUGAAGCGUGUUGAAGAGGAAGAAGGUCAUGUGAUCAUCUAUCUGGAUGAGCUGAAGAGGAUGGCACCCAUGAUAUACUCACUGACCAUAAACGAUGAUGUACCAGUGAGGAACCUGAAGCCUGCAGUGGUGAAGGUUUAUGACUACUAUGAUAAAAGUGAUGAAGCUGUGAGUGAGUACAGCUCCCCCUGUGCACAGGGUGAUGACUUAAACCAACUGUGAACGGGGGACCAGCCACAUCUUUUUUGUCAGUACACUGGACAAUCUUCAGAUACAUUCUGUAUUUAAUACUCAUUGUUUUAAUUAGGUGAUAUGUAGUAUUGAAUUUUGAAUUAAAGUUUGAGGAAUGAUG